Messenger RNA from Leptopilina boulardi, 4861 nucleotides. RefSeq lists its product as uncharacterized. Lineage: Eukaryota; Metazoa; Arthropoda; Insecta; Hymenoptera; Figitidae. The transcript is spliced from 3 exons. The coding region runs from base 131 to 550 and encodes 139 amino acids. The record is from RefSeq and is a predicted model, not a curated record.
AGUUCUUAUUUUGAAUAAGUUAACGUACAGUGCCAUUUCACAAGUUUGUUUUGUCUCAACAAUAACAGUUUCUGAGUGUUCCCAACAAAGUGUUUUUGGAAAAAAAAAUUAUUAUAAAUUCAAAUUAAAAAUGCAUAUUUUACUCUUUUUUACUAUUUGUGUUGUUAUUAUCGCUACAGGCGAAUCAAUUCAGUGUUACAAUUGUGUGGAUGGACCGGAUCACAUUCCAGGAUUACAUAAAUGUAUUUUACCAUUUUCAAUAAACGAUACAAAUCAAAAAUGUACAGAAGAACAUGGAUACUGCAUGAAAGGCACUGGUAGUUUUGAUGGACAUUCAAUAGUGAUGCGACAAUGCAUACCUAUUGUAGAUGUUAUUCCUAAUAUUAAGACACAUGAACUUCCAGCGCCUACAGAACCAGUGGAAAUGCAAUUUGGUGAUGUUCGACUCACGGCUAAUAUUUGCCUCGGUAAUCUUUGCAAUGCAGCAUCAAUUUUAAAUGCACGGAUUUCAUUAGCUAUUGUAUUUCUCUCUAUUUUUCUCAAUUUAUAAUUUUUUUACUCUUUCUUCAUUUUAAACAUAAAUAUAUAAUUUAAAUAAUGUGUAAAAUUGUAAACUGUAAAUGUUAAUUUAACUCUGUAUGUCAUUAAAUGUUUCUUUUACAAAAGCUUAUUUAUUAUAUAUUUUAUACCUGACGAAUACCACUCAGGUGCAAAUAGACCUACACUAGGAAUUACGUACCGGAAUGUAACCGUCACCUAGGCUAUUUGAGAAAUUAAACAUUUUUAGGUUAUGUUGCUACGUUCUUAGAAAAAAAAAAUCGAACUUACUGAUCGCGGAUUCCCUUGACGGAGCGAUGGCAACAUUUCCAUCUCGAAGUGGUACUCGAACGGUGUUUUCCAAAAUUGGCACACAAAAAAACACUCACUCGCAAUUUCAAAAUUUUCAGACAAUCCCGAACCGCGUGUUAACUGAAAGAAUCAAAACUCAUUUAAUUUUUACUUGCGGUUUUAACGAACACUCCCGAUACAAAAAAAAAAUUAUUUUAAUUUAUAUUAACGUAAUAAAAAUUACUUUAUACAGAGAAGUAAAUUAAGAAAAAUUAAUAUAUUACUCGAUCGCGGGUUUAGAAAACACGAACACACUCACGAAAGAUAAAAAUUCAUUUAAUUUAAAAAAUGAAAAUUGACUUUCUGCUUAUGAUAGCGACCGUUACUGUAAAAAGCUUGAGUGGGGAUAAGUUGGCACUUAUUCUUCCGGUUGCGUUUGCAAUUACGAUUCCGAUUAUGUUUCUCUUCUGCUCAGGCCUUAAGUUGGGUUGUCAUGGUAACGUAUAGGAGUGAGAGAAAUAAAGAAUGUUUUUUAUUUCUCUCACUCUUAUACGUUACCAUGACGACCCUACUUAGAUAUCUGAGCUGUGGACAUAACCUAAGCAAAGAAUUAAAAAAUUUCACGAAUACGUAGUGUUUAGAACGAACCCGACACGCGAAGGUACUUUUCGAAAAUGUGAUCCCUCCCACUCCUGAACAAUUGAUGGGCAAUGAAUUUUUAAUCACGUGAUCGUAAUAGAAUAAUUUUGAAUUUUCCACCAAUCACAUAAAGACAAAAUAUCCACGAGAAAGAGAUAGGCUCAUUGUUUUUCUUCCAUUCUUUUAUUAUUUCUAUUUAAUUUAAAUAUUAAAAUAUUCAUACUAUAAAAAUAUAAAAAUUUUGCCAAAGGAAAAUAAUUUUCUAUUUUUAAAUAUAAUAUAUUAUUAUAAAUAUAAUACAUGGAAAAUAUAGAAAAAAUUUAUCCCCACCAUUUAAAAUUAGGGUGCAGUCACAUGGAGCAAAUUACAGGAAUAGAUAUCGACCAAUCAAAAUGCAUUCUCUUGCGGUAAAGCAGAAUUUGCCGGGAAAAACGAAAUUUGUAUUCUUUCCCAUGUGACGAAAAAUUUAAAUGAUGCAUAAAACAUUAAUUACGUCACAAAAACUUAUUUUUACUUUAUUUAAAUCUUAAAUUUAGUUAAUUUAUUUACAUAAUUAAAUUUUAUAUAUUUUUUAAUUUAAAAUUUAAUUUUCUUAAAUUUGAUUUUUCAAAAUUUAGUUUUACUUUAAUUUUCACACGUCAAUUAAAAUAGUCUUCUGUUUAUUUCCCUCUUCUCAAGAUGAUGCUGCUGUCUGCAUCCAAUAGUCCUUUCUCCAAUUGUUGAAACAUUUUUUAUUUAUUGAAAAUUAAAUAAUAAACUUAUUCUCAUAAAAAAAAAAAUAACUUGAAAAUUUUUUUUUGUAAAAGUUGCCAUUCUUACUAUUUCUACUAAUUUAAUUAUAACCUAUACAUUAUUAAUUUCUUAAAAUUGUAUCAAAAAAAAAAAAAUUAAUUAUCAAUUACUGUAAAGUAAAAAAAAAAAGUCGAAUUUUUAAUUAAAACAAAAUUUACAAAAUUUUGCAAAUUAAAAAUAUUUCAGCAAAUAGUUUACACUUUUUUUUUUAAUACAUAAAUGAGAAAAUAUGCAAAUUUUAGUAGCUACAUUAAAAAAAUUCAUUUUAAAAAAAAUUAAUUAUAAUAAUUAUACUAAUUGUAAAAAAUAAUUCUAGUAAAUGUGUGACGCGAUCUAAAGAAAGGGACCUUAGAAGCAAGAAAAUUUCAAGUAAAACUGUCGUAAACAUAACCUAUAAUUCAUUUGCUUCUAAGGUCCCUUUCUUUAGAUCGCGUUACAAAUAUAGAAAAAAAUUAUUUAGUUCAUAGAAAAAAAACAAAAAAAAAAUAAAAAUAAAAAUUUGAAAAAAAUUACAAACCCCAUUACAAAAAAAAAAAUAACUUGUAUCUCGAAAUCAAUUUGAUAAAAAAAAAUAUUUAAAAAAUGAAAUAGGGGAAAAAAUAAAAAAAAAAAAAUUGUCAGUCCCAUCGAAUUAGGAUUAGAACGACAGUUUAGUGGGGCCCAGGAACUUUACGAUUACAAGAAACCACAAUAAUUUAUUAUAAUACACCUGCUGUACACCGGAAAUUUCCCAAAAAGGCAGUGCAAGGCGUUCACACUUUCAACCUCCUUGUACUUAUUUCCUUAAUAAUUCAAUUGGCAAUAAUAAUAAUAAUAAUAAUAAUAAUAAUAAUAAUAAUAAUAAUAAUAAUAAUUCUAAUAAUAAUAAUAAUUUGUAAUUUAAUUAAAAAUUAUAAUAAAAUAAUAAUUAGUCGAGGAAUAUGUUUAAAUAAAUUUUCUUUUUUUUAACGCUAUUUGUUUCAAAAAAACAAAUUUGUCGACUAAUUAAUAUUUUCUUUUUUUUUCUCGAUGAAUAAACAAACUUCGAUAUCUCCAUUUUAAUUUCAUUUUCAGAUAAGUUUCCUUUUAUUUUUUAUUAAUUUUUUUUUAAUUUUUUUUUGACAAAAAAACGAAUAAUAAUAAUAAUAAUAAUAAUAAAGAACGAUAGAGAGAAGAAGUAGAAGAUGAAGACGGUAGGGGGGUGUGGGGGGUAAGGGCAGGGGAAAAAAGAGACGAGAUAGAGAGUAAAUGGCGAUAGCAAGGGCAGGGACCGUAUUUUUGUUUUUUCACUAUAUAUAUAUAUAUAUAUAUAUAUAUAUAUAUAUAUAUAUAUAUAUAUAUAUAUAUAUAUAUAUAUAUAUAUAUAUAUAUAAUUAAAUAUAUAUCAUACAAAUUAAAAAAAAAAAAAUUAUCCUAUAUAGAAACGCAGGAGCUAAGAACAAUAUUUGUUUCUUUUUUUUUUAUAUAUAAAAUUAUCAAAAUAAUAGUCGCUUAUUUCCUGUCAGUACAAAAUAUCGAGGAGGAAACAAAAAAACACGAAUUAUCGCAUUCGUUAUUAGUAAUAUUAAUAAAAAAAAAUUAUAUUAUAAAAUAAAAUAGAAGUUACAAAAAAAAUCGUUUCCUAAAAAAUAAAAUCACAUUAUUCGAUAUUUGCAAGAAAAAAAAAAAAAUUUGUUUCGUUUUUGAAAUAUUUUUUUAAAGAAGGAAAGUUGUUUUUCUAAUUCGAAUAAUUAAAAAUCGGAGAAGAAAAAAAGAAAAAGUUGCGAAAAGAAGAAAAAUUCGCAGCGCUUUCUUUUUUUUUUUUUUUUUUUAAUUCUACUUUACUAAUACUUACAGGUACGCAGAUGCGAUUUUCUACAUCGUAGUUUUGUUUUUUUCUUUCUUUCUUUCUUUUUUUUCUUUUUUUUUUAAUAUUAUACGCACGAAGUUUAGCCCCAUGCCCUGCAAUUGGAGCAAACAAACUGUACAAGGAAUUAUUAUUAUUAUUUCUUUUUUUAUCAAUUACACACGACUCCGCUCCUAUUAUUCUCUUGGUAUCGACGGAACGCGAUGUUUAUUUUUUGUCGUAAAAAAAAAAAAAUUAUUAUUUCGGCUCUCGACUCUCACGAAAAAUUAAAGAGAAUGAAAUACAUUAAAAAAAAAAGGAAUUCUAAAAAAUAUUAAGUGAAAAAAACAAGUUUCGAUUGGAUAAAAAAAAUUUCCCAAUUUUUUUCUUUUUAAAAUAAAAUUAUUUUUUUGUUUAUUACUAAAUUUACUGUAUUUAUUAUUACUAUUUUAUACUUAAAACUUUUUUUUCGGAAAGACAAUUAUUUUUUUCCGUUUUUGGGUUAAAAUUUUUUUUUUUUUUUUUUUUUGAAUUUACAAAAUUGGGAAAGAGAGCCGAGAGGAGAAAAUAAAUUGAAUGAAGGGCGAGAAAUAGUUUUUUAGAGAUAAAAAAAAGAGAGAGGAAGAAAGUUGAAAAUGUAGCGGAGAAAUUCAGCCCCUGCGCCUUUUUUUUCGCGGGAAAUUAUUCAGAGCGCCAUUUAAUUCGCAAUUUCUCAGUUUCCUCUAUCCUACGCCACUUUACAUUUUGUUGUUGUUUUUUUUUUUUUUUUACUAUCAAUAUGUUAAAAUACAAAGGUCA